AUGAACGCGUGUGAUACAUUUCGUGAAAUUGAUGAACUUUUUAUCGACUAUGAGAACAAUGAGGACAAAUUUAACACUGAUUAUGGAUUAUAUAAUAAGUAUUGCCCUGUAAAAAGUGGAUAUAAAAGAUGUGAAACUAAUUAUGAAAAACUGAGCGCCGUUUCUGGAUAUGCAUAUACAAAAUUAAUGCAAAAUGAUAAGGUGGAUCUAGAUAGUGGAUAUGACCCAAGUGUUGAUUUUUUGGUCAUGGGAUUGUCUGAUAGAUUAUAUAAAUUAUCAGGAGAUCAUAGUUUAUCUAUAAAAGAUGCAUUUAAGAAAUAUUUAGGUAAUCCUAUGGGUGGUUUUAAUCAUUGGAACAUAUUAUAUAAUAAAAAGGAAUUUAUGGGUUUUAACAUUGGUAUUAUGAAUGGGUUUUAUCUUUUAUUUAAGCAAAUUUGUGAAACAAUUAGUAUAUUUGAAAAACCUAAUACACAACAACACGAAUACAUACAUAGUGUUGCCCAAUGUUAUAUUAUGUAUAACAUACUUUAUAAUUUUGUUAAUCAGUGUGAUCCGUAUCUUCGAUUAUUGGAUCAUUUAAAAAAAAUAUAUAAUGAGGUGAUAGAAGCUGUUAUUAAAGUCAAUAACAAUGACGAAUCCUUAGGUAGUAACCUUAUAAAAAUUUCAUUGAUCGAUAAAAGCGAGUUUGGAUUUGAAUUCAAUACUAAAGGAUGCCGAAAAAUGCAUAAAAAGUUAGAACAAAAUAUAUCCAGGAUUAAAAAGAAGCCACAAGAUGAAUACGAGGAAAAAGACGAAUUUAGUACUUUAACCGAAUUAUUAGGUUCUGAUGAUGAAAAUCCUGCUGGUGAUGAUUCUGAUGAUGAUCCCGUUAGUGAUGAUGACUUGGAAGAUACCUCACAAGGAACACCACAAGUAUUACCACCAGGACCACCACAAGCUCUAAAACUACAGGAACCAGCACCACCAUCACAACCAAUACAAUCACAAUCAGAUUCAGACCCAUCAACAGCAGAUUCACCACCACAAAAUGGUAGCUCAUCACAAACACCUCAAACAGGAGGUUCAAGUAGUGGAAACGGAACCCCUGGUGAUGGAUCAAGUGAUCCAGCAUCAAGUACACCAGGAGGAUCUUUUAAUUUGGGGUCAUCACUUUUUAAAUUUUUAUUAAAUGGAGGGGAAAAAUUGAAUAAAACUUCCCAAUUUAUUGAAAAAAAUCGUCAAACUUUUAAAGAUGCUGCGAAGAAAAUCAAUGAUGCAUAUAAUGAAACUGUGAAUAAUUUAAAAAGUGCUUACAGUGUGUCUAGUAGUUAUAUUAGUGGAUUUAUUAAUAAUAUAACAAGCCAUUUGAAUAACAUUGAUGCUCCUUUUAAACCAGAUGAUGACCCGUCUGGGCCCGGAAAAUCAAUAAAUGGAGGAGAUCCACCAAGCCAAUUAUCAUCAAAUUCACCAACUGCACCGCUAACUACAGAAAUAGAUCCAACAGAUCCAUCAACUUCAAAAAAAGAUCCACCACCAAACCCAGCACCCAGUCCAGCACCACAAAAACAACCAUCUUCCCAAUCACAUCAUAUCAUACAUCAAACCCCACAAGUCCCAGUUCAAGUCAAUCAGCUUAACUCCCAACAAAUUGGUCAAUUGACAAAAUCGCCAAGUUCUGACCCAAUUUUGAAAAAAACAUGGAAUAUAUUUCCAACUACAUGGAAUGGGUCAGGGAAUUGUAAACCUGAAAUAAAAUUUAUGAAUACCACGUUAGUAUGUUGCACAUAUGAACAAUGUAGUUUAACUGGUAUUUCAGUUACCCUUAUUUUAAUACCCACUAUUUUAUUAAUUGCAUAUAAGUAUUUAUCAUUUGGAUCAUCAAAAAAAUCGAAAAAAAAAAACAUGAAAAGAGUUAUAAAAUUAGUUGAUGGAAACCGAAAGACACAAAUAAUUAUAAAAUCAUAUGAUAGGAACAAAGACCUAAAACCGGUUAUAAAUUCAGUUGAUAGAAGAAAAGAUCCAUUAUUAAAUAUAUACAAACUUAUGCAGGCUGAUCCUAUACCAUUCAUUAAUUUAUUUUUUUUGUUAAUUUUUUUUGUCUAUAAAAGAAAAGAAAAUGUUUUGGAAUUAUAA
Messenger RNA from Plasmodium vinckei vinckei, 2112 nucleotides. Its product is annotated as PIR protein CIR protein. The record is from RefSeq and is a predicted model, not a curated record. The transcript has 3 exons. Lineage: Eukaryota; Apicomplexa; Aconoidasida; Haemosporida; Plasmodiidae. The coding region runs from base 1 to 2112 and encodes 703 amino acids.